CCGGCUACGAAACAUGGCGGCACCCAUGGUCCGGACCACAUUUGGGAGGGGGACCGUACGGCACUUCCGUUCGGGUGCAGCUACUUCACCAGCGGGCGCCGCGCGGGCUUCGGGGAUGGGGUCCCGCGGCCUGGCGCGGCUCCACGGGCUCUUCGCGGUCUACAAGCCCCCGGGGCUGAAAUGGAAGCACGUGCGGGACACCGUGGAGCUGCAGCUUCUGAAGGGUGUCAAUGCUGGGAAGGCUCCCGCUCCUGAGCAGCGUGUUCGUUUCCUGCUGGGUCCCGUGGGGGACGGUGAAGAGAAGGCGCUUACUCUCACCGCCACCAGUGUGCCCACCCUCACCAACCAUCCGCUGGUCUGUGGACCAGCAUUCACCAGCCUGAAGAUUGGCGUGGGACACCGGCUGGAUGCCCAAGCAUCUGGGGUGCUUGUGCUCGGCGUGGGACAUGGAUGCAGGCUUCUCACCAGCAUGUACAACGCUCACCUCACCAAGGAUUACACAGUACGGGGCCUCCUGGGCAAAGCCACAGAUGACUUCUGUGACGAGGGGCGGCUGGUGGAGAAGUCAACGUACGAUCAUGUGACCAGAGAGAAGCUGGACCGAAUCCUGGCCCUGAUCCAGGGUUCCCAUCAGAAGGCCCUGGUGAUGUACUCCAACCUGGACUUGCAGACCCAGGAGGCCUAUGAGAUGGCUGUGAGAGGCUUGAUCCGGCCCAUGAACAAGUCCCCAAUGCUGGUCACGGCCAUCCAGUGCAUCCACUUUGCGCCUCCGGAAUUCCUCAUACAGGUGCAGUGCAUGCAUGAGACACAGAAGCAGCUGAGAAGGCUGGUGCAUGAGAUCGGCCUGGAGCUGAAGACCACCGCCGUCUGCUCCCAAGUGCGGCGCACACGGGAUGGCUUUUUCACCCUAGAUGAUGCUCUCCUGAGGACCCAUUGGGACUUAGAUAGCAUCCAGGAUGCCAUCCAGGGUGCAGCUCCCCGGGUGGCCGCAGAGCUGGAGAAGAGCUUGGGGCCAGGGCUGGGCACGCAGCAGCUUCAGGGUCCUGGCCAGCCCUGGGACUCUAGGGAGCCGAGCUCUGCCUUGGGGCCAGAGAGCUGUGCUGGGCAUUGACAGACCCUGCGGCUGGCCUGGCGGGACAGUGGAUGGAUAAGAAUUGUUCAUGAGCUGGAACAGAUAACUGCGGAAUGCAAGAGUAAGGGAAGCUUUUCUACAUGUGACAGAAACGUCUGAAACUGUAAGAAAGAAGAUCAACAGACUUGACCCCACGGAAAAGGAAAAACUUUUCCUAUGGAGGAACA
Lutra lutra (Eurasian river otter) is the source of this 1299-nucleotide messenger RNA. It is a transcript of the gene TRUB2, whose product is annotated as TruB pseudouridine synthase family member 2. Gene Ontology annotation, molecular function: RNA binding; pseudouridine synthase activity. Lineage: Eukaryota; Metazoa; Chordata; Mammalia; Carnivora; Mustelidae. The record is from RefSeq and is a predicted model, not a curated record. Bases 14 to 1111 code for a protein of 365 amino acids. The transcript has 8 exons. Gene Ontology annotation, biological process: RNA processing; pseudouridine synthesis.